AUCUCAGCUCGAUCUUCAAGAAAGAAGAAGCAAAUAGAGCACACAGUCGAGUGUAAACCAUCCAACCAAUCAUGGCUUCGAGUUCCAGGAGCACCGUGUUUUCACUUCUCCUCCUGGUGGCGCUGCUGCUCAGCUGCAGCGGCAUGAGCAGCGCGGCGCGGUUGCUGGAAGAGGCGCCGCCCAAGGAGGAGCACCCACAUCCUGCCGUGCCGGAGCUGCCAGAACCUGAGCUGCCGCCGCACCCUACCGACGUCGUGCCGCCUGAGCUGCCCAAACCCGAGUUGCCACCGCACCCGGCCGUUGUCCCCGAGCUGCCGAAGCCUGAGGUGCCUCAUCCGGUGCCGGAGCAGCCGAAGCCCGAGCUGACACCGCACCCGGCGGCCGUGCCAGAGCUCCCGAAACCGGAGGUGCCGCACCCGACAGCCGUCCCUGAGCUCCCGAAACCAGAGGUGCCGCACCCAGUGCCGGAGCUGCCCAAGCCCGAGGUGCCACCGCACCCGACAGCCGUCCCUGAGCUCCCGAAACCUGAGGUGCCGUACCCAGUGCCGGAGCUGCCCAAGCCCGAGCUGACACCGCACCCGGCGGCCGUGCCCGAGCUGCCGAAGUCUGAGGUGCCGCACCCAGUGCCGGAGCUGCCCAAGCCCGAGGUGCCACCGCAGCCGACAGCCGUCCCGGAGCUCCCGAAACCUGAGGUGCCGCACCCAGUGCCGGAGCUGCCCAAGCCCGAACUGCCUCCUCACCCGGCCGUCCCAGAGCUUCCAAAGCCUGAGGUGCCUCACCAAGUCGCGCCAGAGCUGCCAAAGCCUGAACUCCCUCCUCACCCGACCGUGCCAAAGCUGCCGCACCCAGAGGUUCCGGAGGUGCCAAACCACGAGCUGCCGCCUCUACCGAAAGCUGAGCUGCCACCGAAGCCGGAGGGCCACUACCCGGAGCCGGAGGCGAAACCAUGAGCGGACGUACAGUCCGAGACUCGGUUAUCUGCACAUUUUCCCUCAUGCACACGUACGUGUCUGUUGUAUAGUAGCUAUAUAUGAUUUGUGAUGUUGUGUUCUUCCGUACGAGUCAUAGAGCUUACAUGUGAUAUAAGCUAGUAGUACCUAUCAAUUUGGAUCCAUAUGUUAUAUGUAUAUCUGAAUGAAUAAAGAAUUCUAGUUGUUAUAUUUAAACUGUUGGGAGU
Messenger RNA from Zea mays, 1177 nucleotides. RefSeq lists its product as uncharacterized. The record is from RefSeq and is marked validated. The coding region runs from base 72 to 950 and encodes 292 amino acids. NCBI's taxonomy places the organism in Eukaryota, Viridiplantae, Streptophyta, Magnoliopsida, Poales, Poaceae. The transcript has a single exon.